Messenger RNA from Ixodes scapularis (black-legged tick), 700 nucleotides. It is a transcript of the gene RpL12, whose product is annotated as 60S ribosomal protein L12. Gene Ontology annotation, biological process: translation. Gene Ontology annotation, cellular component: cytosolic large ribosomal subunit; ribosome. The record is from RefSeq and is a predicted model, not a curated record. The transcript is spliced from 5 exons. Bases 158 to 655 code for a protein of 165 amino acids. Gene Ontology annotation, molecular function: large ribosomal subunit rRNA binding; structural constituent of ribosome. NCBI's taxonomy places the organism in Eukaryota, Metazoa, Arthropoda, Arachnida, Ixodida, Ixodidae.
UUCAAGCAAGAACCGCUGUUGGCAACAAGUUCGCCUCCUUUUCCCAAGGUGGCUGCCAGGGAGAUUCGUUCGACUUGUGACCAGUCACUUAAUCCAACAUAAUCUGACAUAAUUAAGGGCUUCUUUUAAUCUCAAACGCGCCUACGCACGUUCCACAAUGCCUCCCAAGUUUGAUCCCACGGAAAUUAAAAUAGUGUGCCUGCGAGCCGUUGGCGGGGAAGUCGGAGCCACAUCGGCCUUGGCCCCGAAAAUUGGUCCCCUUGGUCUGUCUCCCAAGAAAGUGGGCGAUGACAUCGCUAAGGCCACUCAGGACUGGAAAGGCCUGAAAAUCACCGUCAAGCUCAUCAUCCAGAACAGGCAGGCACAGAUUGAGGUGGUUCCGAGCGCUGCGUCGCUGAUCAUCAAGGCGCUGAAGGAGCCCCCGCGGGACCGCAAGAAGGUUAAGAACGUGAAACACAGCGGCAACCUGACAUUCGAGGAGAUCCUGACGAUCUCGCGGACGAUGCGUCCCCGGUCGAUGGCCCGUACCCUCAACGGCACGGUCAAGGAGAUCCUGGGCACCUGCCAGUCGGUGGGCUGCACCAUCGACGGCUGCCACCCGCACGACGUCAUUGACAAGGUGAACAGCGGCGAGAUCGAAGUGCCCGAGGAAUAAACAUGGAAGUUUGUACAGUGGCGGCUGUCUACGAGAAAAUAAAUA